AUCAUUUCAAAGACUUGUUGUAGCUUUCACUGUCUAAAAAACAAAGUACAAAGCAAGAGAGAUUUUGCUUUAACUUUAUCUGCAAAACACCAUUUCUCCAGAUCUAUCUUACAUUAAUGGAGGUGGUUUUGGAUCAAGAACACGCUGCUCAAUGGACUUACAGAGGCGAAGGCGCCAUGAAUUUAGUCCUUGCUUACUCCGGAUCUUCUCCUGCCUAUAUUGGGAAAGUUUUGCGGAUACAGAAGGUUCCAAGAAACGAAUCGAAUUCUGACAAGAGCCUUACUGCUUUAGGUUUGCAUGAGCGCCUUGUGUGGAAAGAGACAGAGGAUAUUGUGUCCUCACCUACUAGAGAACUCGCCGGUCACAUGUUUUUGGAGCACGUAAUAAGCCCUUUACUGGGUUCAAAAUAUGUAGAUGUUGGGAAGCGUGUUAAGGUUUCAAGGGAAUUUCUUGAGUUGGUUGAGAAAAAUGUAUUGUCUCAGCGUCCUGCUUGGAGAGUUGAUGCUUCCAAAGUUGAUACACGUUGUGAUUCCGUGCUGAUACUAUCUGAUCAUUCUAUUUUUCCAACUGGUAUCCAAGAAGGUGAACCCUGCUUAUGUGUAGAGAUAAAGCCCAAAUGUGGAUUCCUCCCAAUCUCAGAAUUUAUAGGUGAAGAAAACCGCAUUAAACAAAGUGUAUCUCGUUAUAAAAUGCAUCAAGCCCUCAAGUUGCAUGGAAAAGAGAUUUCAUCAUUUAGUGAAUAUGACCCUCUUGAUUUGUUCUCGGGAGUAAUGGACAGAAUACAGAAAUCCAUCAAAGAUCUCUUCUCAUCUCCUCAGAACAAUUUUCGUGUAUUUCUAGACGGUUCUCUAAUAUUCGGGACCUUGGGUGGGAUUGCUGACAGUACAAAUUCUGUCAUUCAAGAAGCAUUUGAAGAUGCACUCAAAGAUGUCAUUGUAGGGGAUCAAGGUCGUCGUACAGACAGUUUUAUACAACUUAUUGCUGAGACAAUUUAUACAUCCGGAGUAAUGGAGAGGCUUAUAAAACUUCAAAAGCUUGAUAAUCUUGACAUAGAAGGGGCAAUUCAUGCAUAUUAUAAUAUUAUAUCUGAGCCUUGCAAAGUAUGUAGAGAAUUGGGGGAAGAGAAAGUUCGAGACAAGUAUACGACCUUGCAUUCGAUUUCCUUAGAUGAAAGCUUGAAGAUAGUAAAAAACUUUUUGAUAGGCACAACAGCAAAGGACUGCAGUUUGAUGAUGAGUUUUAAACUGAAGAAAGAAGGUGACACAGAAUCAACAUAUGACAGUGUGUACCUGAAAUCAACCUCUCAAACUUUUGAUUAUAAGGCAUGUUUCAUUGAUCUGGAUUUGAAACCUUUUGAAAAUAUGCAAGAAUAUUAUGAAAAGGACAAGAAAAUCGUAAGCUGCUACACGCAGAUGGUGAAAUCAGAACAAGAGGUGGAAAAAAAUUAAGGGUUGGGAGGUUUAUGGAAAUGUAAUCCGAGGUUUAAUACAAUGGCAGGAAUUAUAUUGGUGAAGAGCUUAAUGGUGAGUGCCAAUUUGCUUGGUAAGGCAACUCUUCCUAUGCAUUGUUGUUGUAAAUGGUGUAAAAUUAUGAGACUUGGAAGGAACUAUAAUGUUGUUUUUUUUCCUUUUGAAAUGGAUUCUGUUAUCUGGUUUGUUCCCCCAUUUUUCAGGGGUUGAUGUAAAUGUUUAAACUAUUGUCUAGUUAUGAGCCUUGUAUUAUUUAUAUAUAAGCUAAGGAAAAAAGAGGUGAAUUGGCAAGUUUGUAUGAGUUUUUCAUAUCAUUUUUUUAUUUCUAAAUUAUUUAUUAUUUUGUGGUAA
This is a messenger RNA of Cannabis sativa, 1820 nucleotides long. Its product is annotated as inositol-pentakisphosphate 2-kinase. Lineage: Eukaryota; Viridiplantae; Streptophyta; Magnoliopsida; Rosales; Cannabaceae. The transcript has 7 exons. Gene Ontology annotation, biological process: inositol phosphate biosynthetic process. Gene Ontology annotation, cellular component: nucleus. Bases 117 to 1448 code for a protein of 443 amino acids. Gene Ontology annotation, molecular function: ATP binding; inositol-1,3,4,5,6-pentakisphosphate 2-kinase activity. The record is from RefSeq and is a predicted model, not a curated record.